ACAGUAUAUCAUGUAAUUCAUUACAACAUCGGCUCUAUGCAUCACCAUGGUUCGGUUGAAGCAUCGUUAUUUGCUCGUCAAUAUUUUGUAUCCUUCCAAUGGAUCUGUGCUUGUACAUGCUCAAGAUGAAGAGGUCAACAAUUUCUUACGUAUCCAUGCACCAUCGCCGCCAAAAUUUGACGAGAGGUCCCUGGUCAUGCUAAUCCGCAAUUCCGUGAGCGAAAUGUUUGGAGAUUAUGGAGUAGGAAAAGUCUCUGGUAGCCUCAAAGUUGUCUACUUCUCCGCUGCUACUUCAUCAGCAAUCAUCAGGGUUUCACGAGAGCAUGUUAGACUGGUCUGGGCCGCUUUGACAUUCGUCACGCAUCUUCCUAAGGCAUUUGGUACUCCAUGCGUUAUUCAUGUGGUGCGAAACUCCGGUACUAUACGCCUUGCAGAAUCCGAAGCGAUUAAAAGGGCGCGAGACCUUGUGCGAAGAGCACGAGCCUCAAAUCAGAGAGAUGGACUUGAACAAGUCUUGAAGAACGCAGUUCAAGCAGAGGAGCGCGAAUCAGCGACAAUGUCCGUUGACGAGGAACUGACCAGUGGCGAUGAAUAAGUCGCACUUACAGCAUAUAAGGCUCAUAAACUGCGUCGACAUGACUUGAUUUUUGUCGCUACAAACGAAUACUCUGACUUUGGCAUCUUGUCGGCUGCUUGCGUUUGUCGAGGGUAUGAGCCCUUGGGCUGCUCUAUUUCGCUCAUCAUCACUCGACGAUUUCCUGAUACCACGCCAAGAAUCUAAACUGCUGUGAACUAGAUGACUUAGUCAUGAAGGUACGAUAUGAUGCGCCUCGUUUCACCAUAUGGGCAUUCUCCCCUUGCGAGUUAGUGGUUCAUAAAGCUCGAUGUUUUAUGUGCCUGCUGUGGCAGCUUAUCAAAACGGGUGGCACUCAAUUGAAAGCUUAGGUACGAACCACAUGAAAUAACAAAGCUUCGCCUGAAGUGUAUGUUGAUGGUUUGCUGCGCUGGAAGUAAAUAGAGCAAUUUUAGCCUAGGACGAGCCUUGGACGGCAAGUUGGUGGCCGCGCUGAGCAGAUUAGGAACGAUGCGACUAUGCAACAUAGCAAAAAUUCAAGGCACAAAUGGUUCAACGAGAAUAGACUUGAGGUAAUGAAGGAGUACGCUGGUACGCAUCAUGGUGUUCAGCGCAUAAGUUAACUCCUAGAACCAUUUCGGGUAUUUAUGUACUCCAGAUCCUUCCUUUUAGAAAUAUGUUCGCCAAAUCUACGGCAAACACUUAUACA
Messenger RNA from Verruconis gallopava, 1283 nucleotides. RefSeq lists its product as uncharacterized. Gene Ontology annotation, biological process: tRNA 5'-leader removal. The coding region runs from base 47 to 595 and encodes 182 amino acids. Gene Ontology annotation, molecular function: ribonuclease P RNA binding. The transcript has 2 exons. Lineage: Eukaryota; Fungi; Ascomycota; Dothideomycetes; Venturiales; Sympoventuriaceae. Gene Ontology annotation, cellular component: ribonuclease P complex. The record is from RefSeq and is a predicted model, not a curated record.